Molecule: messenger RNA, 981 nt
Organism: Henningerozyma blattae CBS 6284
Lineage: Eukaryota; Fungi; Ascomycota; Saccharomycetes; Saccharomycetales; Saccharomycetaceae
Product: PQ-loop repeat-containing protein
Exons: 1
Coding region: 1-981 (326 amino acids)
Source: RefSeq, a predicted model, not a curated record
AUGUUAGACUUUUUCAGUAGCAUAUUUGGUACAGACUCGGUCUGUCAAAUGUUUUCCAACUCUAUGGGGUUCAUAUCUUUCACAAGUUCGUUUGUAGCGUUAAUGCCACAAAUGAUUGAAACCUUCAAAAGUAAAAAUGUGGAAGGGCUAUCAAUUCAUUUUUUGUUAGCUUGGCUAAUAGGUGAUAUUAUAUCGAUGUUAGGUGCCAUUUUAACAAAACAGUUAUUAUUCCAAAUAUUGUUAACCAUUUUCUUCUUAAUUAUAGAUCUGGUCAUUUGUAUCCAGUAUUAUUAUUAUGGUAUAAUUUAUAAUAACAGUUUAUCAACAAAAAAGAAAAACAAUGAUACCAUAUUAUUAGUAGCUGCCCCAAGUAAUGAUUUUGGUGAGAUACAAGACUUCGAUGAUAAAAUAGACGAUUCCAUAGAUUCAAGAAGAGGAACUUGGAAUAGAAAUAAAAUGCCAAGAAUAUCAACAGACAAAUCAAUGGCAGUUGGUGCUCUAGGCUUAGCCUCUCAUUUUAAAACUUCUGAUGCCGCUAAAGUCGUACGGUAUGCAUCAGUAUUCACUACAGCAUUAGUUAAGAGACAAGAAUUAAGCGAAGUAACUAAUAGUUACAUUGGUGUUGUUUGUGCUUGGCUAGGUGCCAUUUUUUAUAUUGGUUCAAGAUUUCCACAAUUAAUUAUGAAUUAUAAAAGAAAAUCUACCGAUGGUGUUUCACCCUUUAUCUUCUAUUGCAUGCUUGUUAGUAACAUCAGUUAUGAUAUCAGUUUGUUUACUAAUGAAAAUUUCUUAAAUGGUAAAGAUAGAGCAAUGUUUGUUAAAAACGCCAUGCCUUUCAUUGUAGGUAGUGCAGGAACAAUUGUUUUUGAUUUAUUGUUUUUCGUUCAACAUUAUUACUUAUAUAGAGACAACCGUAAUAUACGGUUUGCACCAAUGAAGCAAGAGGGGGAUUUAGAAGAGGACUUAGAAGAAGAUAUCUAG